GCUUUUAGAAUGAGUAAAACAUCUUCAACCAACAACUCAGUGAUCCAACCUCGCAGUUCAAAGAGUGAACAGUCUUUAUCUGUGCACCCAUCCAAUGUCAUUGAACCUAGUAUGGCCAAACGGGUCUGCUUUUAUAAGAGUGGAGAUCCUCAGUUUAAUGGAAUUAAAAUGGUUGUCAAUAGCCGUUCUUUCAGAUCAUUUGAUGCUCUGCUUGACAACUUGUCAAAAAAAGUUCCACUGCCUUUUGGAGUAAGGAACAUUACUACACCCAGGGGAGUGCACAAUAUCAAUAAUCUGGAAGACCUUGAAGAUGGAAAGUCAUACAUUUGCUCCCAACAAAAAAAAAUCAAACCCAUAAAUUUGGAGGUGGCCAGAAGAAAGCCAUUGCCAUGGCAGAUUAGUAGGCCCAUCAGUGCUCGUCGUAAGGCUGUACAGUUAACCAGAGAAAGCAAAGGGAGUAUGUUCCAACAGGGUAGCACAAUACGACUGAGCACCCCUAAGAAGUUGCUGGUUUUCAAAAAUGGCAAUGCAAAAAUCCGGUGUACAGUUGUCUUGGAUAAGAAGAACACACAAAGUUUUGAGGUCUUUCUGGACCACAUCAGUGAAUUAAUGCAGUAUUCAGUGUUGAAAUUAUAUACUACUGAUGGGAGAAAGGUCUCCAACCUCCAGGGUCUGAUAUUAUGUUCUGGAGCUGUUGUGGCUGCAGGGAGAGAACCCUUUAAGGCAGGGAAUUAUGAUCCUCGUAGGUAUUCAUUGCCUGCAAGACUUCCGGGGAUCUCCAGUCGUGUCCACCCCCAAGCAAAUCUCAAGUCAGAGAGCAGAAAAACUAUGAAAUGGAAGGUAGUAAUUUUUACCAGUGACCAGCCAUCUUCAGGGACCAGCUCGCAAGUUUAUAUCACUUUAUAUGGGGAGCAAGGCAAUUCAGGAGCUGUCUUUCUAUAUGGGGAAGAGAAAAAAGUGUUUGAAAGAGGAAGCACAGAUACAUUUAUGAUUCACACGGAAGAUUUGGGAGAUCUAUACAAAAUACGGAUAGGCCAUAAUAAUUCUGGAGAAACCCCUGCCUGGCACUGCAAAGAGUUGCAAUUGCAGAAUCUUGUUACAGGGGAAAAAUAUGAUUUCUCUGUUGAAAAGUGGCUGACACAAGCUCAAAAUGAAGGUGAAAUCAGUCAGGAACUUCCUGUUUUGCAUCAGGGACACCCCAUUCUUCCAGUGGCAAUGUACAAGGUGCAUGUAAUAACUGGUGAUCUCUGGAAUGCUGGGACAGAAGCUGAUGUUUACAUAGCAAUCAAUGGAGAAAAAGGUGACACAGGAUGCCGACAGCUGCAUAGAUCAAUGAAGUCUCAAAAACACAUGAAAGGACAAACUGAUACAUUCUCGCUUGAAGCUGUGCACCUUGGACAUUUAUAUAAAAUUGUUAUAGGACACAAUGGACUUGGCUCAGGAAAUGGUUGGUUUUUGGAGAAAAUUGUCGUCCAGGAUCCUAUCACAAAUUCAGAUUAUAUCUUCCUAUGUUACAGAUGGCUAGAUCAAGGAGAAGAUGAUGGCAAAAUUGUCAGAGAACUUAAUGUCAUUGAUAAUUACACCAUUGCAAGGAAACAAGAACUAGAAAUCAGGAGAAAGGACAUGUGGGCAGCUGAGAAAUGGAAAUUUCAGAAAGGCAAUAUACUUCAGUUUUACAACAAGAUGACCCAUGGUUUUAUACGUCUUAGACAAGAUGGAGUGGUGGAUGCCAUUGGUGACAAAAAAGACAAGAAUGGUCUUUUCGAAGUGACAGCAAAGAAAGGAAGACUCUGUGUUCUUAGAAGUCAUCCAAACCCACAGCUGGCACUCACGCUUGCUCAUGGUUCAGUCACAGGGAUGAACUAUGCGGAUAACCACUGUGAACUGCAAGUUCAUGUUCAGCCCAAUCAUUGCGCUAUUCUGGAAUCGUCCCAGAAUCCAGGCCAAGUGAUUUCUUUCAAUUUCCAAGGCAUGGUAGCUGAUGAUAACACAGGCUAUGCAGGGCUCACCAAGGAGUUUGUGGUCCAUGUAAAGGGUAUAUUCCACAACAGUGCCAUAAUUUUGCUCGCUACAAGCUACUGCCAGUUUCUCUGCCUGAGAUCUGAUGGGAGUUGCAGCGGAGCUGGAAAUCAGGCUGAUGACUCUUACUGGAAAGUUCAUAAAAUCAGCUCUGGGAUUUGUAUGUUUGAAAAUGCAAAGCACCCAAGAAUGUAUCUGAGGAUCAAGGAUGGUCAGUGUAAUGGAACGGGCAUAGGAGAUGUGGACUGUCAUUUUAAAGUGCAAAAAAAUUUAGAAACUGGAUCUGUAAGUCUUGAAUCGUUACGGAACAGAGGAAUAUAUGUUGGCCUUCUGCCUAAUGGUCAGACCAAGCCAUUUGUUGAUACUGGAGAAAGCAACGUUUUGUUUUACCCACAAGUUGUCAAAUUUGGCAGAAAAAAGCCAAUGGGAACAUCUGCAAAUCUUGCCCAGCAGGAAGAUGUUUUCAGAGAAUCUAAGCAGCAUGCUACAGGCGAAAUGAUGACUAUUCAAAAUGAAGAGUCCCCUUUUCCUUCAGAGGAUAAAUGGAAAGUAUUCAUACUGACAGGAAAUUCAGGAACUAAAGCAAAUGUCACUCUCUGGAUAUAUGGAGACAAAGGUUCUGUUGGACCUAUUAUUCUUGGCAAGGACAACAGAGAACAACUGUUUUUACCAAGAACUGAAGAUGCAUUUCAGGUUGAAAUGAAAGAUAUUGGUCAUGUUUACAAAAUCAGAAUAGGCCACGAUGGAUCAAGUCAAUAUGCAGACUGGAUGUUGGAAAAGGUAACAUUACAACAUCUGAAGACUGGUAGAUUUUUGAAGUUUCCCACAAACAAAUGGGCAUCCUGGAAUGAAGGGAAUGGAAAUACUGUCUGUGAACUUUCUGUUGCAGAAAAUGGAAGAAGCCUUUAUCCAAUUGUGAAUUAUCAGGUUUAUGUAUCUACUGGUCAUCUGGAACAUGCUGAAACCACUUCUUCCAUUUAUCUGUGCAUAUAUGGAGAAAGAGGAGAUUGUGGUUUGAGACUUCUUGCUAAAUCAGACCAACCUAUAAAAUUUCAGAGAGGAAUUAUUGACAUGUUUGAAAUACAAGCUGUGUCACUUGGAAAUCUACAGAAAGUGCUGCUAUGUUGCAAGAGUGAUAACCAGUUGCAGGACUGGUACUGUGAGAAAAUAAUCAUCAGAGAAUCUGAGAAAAACUCAGAAAAUAUUUUCAUCUGUGAAAGAUGGCUGCCAUAUAUGUCUCAAGGAAUAAUCCAUUCAGAAAUAGAACUUUUUGUCCAUGAAAUGCAAAUAAAUCAUCAGUUGAAAAUGCAAGAGGAAGAAAAUGGAGAAGAUUGGAAAAUCACUAUAGUCACUGGAGGUUUUGAAACAGCUGGCACAACAGCAACUGUGUCCCUUUAUGUUUACGGAGAUAACAAGGCUUCAGGUCCUCUUAUACUGGGAUCUGGAAAACACCAGCUGUUUAAUCCCAACAGUACAGAUACAUUCCAGAUUAACCUAAAAAAUAUUGGAGAACCAUAUAAAAUCCGAAUUGGCCAUGACAACAGUGGAACAAAUCCCAGUUGGUACCUGAAUGAAAUUAGAUUUCAAAAGAUGAAUUUUCCAUCUGAGCAAGAAAUGUGCUUUCCUGUCAACUGCUGGUUAUCUGAAGAUCAAGGAGAUGGAGACACAUGGAGAGAAAUACCAAUUAGGAGACCUAAAAAAAACCUUCUACCAUUGGUAGUCUACGAGAUCAACGUAUACACCGGGACACAGUCAGGUGCCGAAACUAAUUCGAAUGUGUACAUCAAUAUCUUUGGAAAUCAAGGAGAUUCUGGAAAACGGAAACUUCAAAAAUCAAGCACUAAUAAAAUCACAUUUCAAUGUGAUCAGAUUGAUGUCUUCUCUGUGACGGCUGUAUCACUUGGAGUUCUGCAUAAAAUUGUCAUUGGCCACGAUGGAAUUGGUCCAGGUAGUGGAUGGUUCCUCCAAAAGAUUGUUAUCAGAUUUCAGGAGGAAGCAGAAAGUAAAGAAGAAAUUGAAUCGAGAGAUGUUGGAGAUGUAUACAAGGUUCGGAUCAGCUGUGAUGAUUUGGUAGACUUUGAGGGCUGGCAUUUGAAGUCUUUGCAAAUGGAAGAGCUACAUGCUAGUCAAGAGGUGAACUUUGAAUGCAACUGCUGGUUCUCCCUUAGCCAUAAAUGCAAAGAUAUGGUGAAGGAAUUUCCUGUAGUGAAUGAAAACCAGAAAACUUUAUCAGUACACAAAUAUGUAGUCUCUGUACACACUGGAGAUCUCUGGGGAUCAGAAACAUUUUCAAAUAUUUAUAUAACAGUUUAUGGUGCACAAGGAGAUACAGGUGUACGGAAGCUUCAAGAUUCCUUUAUUGAAGGAGAAAAAUUUCAAAGGAACAAGGUGGAUUCCUUUUUAAUAGAGGCAGUCUCUUUGAGCCAUUUAAAAAAGAUAGUUGUAGGACAUGAUGGAGAAGGCUAUGGUGCUGGAAUAUACUUAAAAAUGGUAACCAUUAAAAAAUCAGAAAAUUCUGAAAAAGAAUGGGUGUUUCCAUGUUGGAACUGGCUAGAUACUCAUAUGGGAAUCUGUGACACUGUUUGUGAGAUUAAAACCAUAGGUAAAAGAAGGAUCUCUUCUUCAAGAUAUUCUCCAAUUAAUCAGCAGAUUUCAGAUUUAUGGAUAAUGGAUAUUACCGGAUCUGAGAUAAAUGCUGAAACUGAUCCAAUGCAUUUUACUUUUAACUUUUAUGGAGAUAAAGGUCACAAGAAGUUGGCAUUGCAACUUUUAGGAAAGACAACGCAAAUCAAAGAUGAAUUGACAAAUGUUGGGUCGCUUUGGAAGAUUCAGAUAUCCAGUGACCAUGCUCAACUAAAGGAGUCCUGGCAUAUGAACAUGUUGCAUAUGAAGCAUACAGAUACAAAACAAGAGAUAUGGUUAAAUUUUGAUUAUUGGUUUAAUCCCAGUGAAGACACCUGUGUUGAACUGCCAGCAUUUUUUGCAGACCAGGAUCCUUUGCCUGUUGUUGAGUAUUCUAUCCAUGUACAUACUGGAGACAGGAAGAAAGCUGAUGCCAGUGGCAAUGCUUAUUUUUGUAUUUGUGGAGAUAGAGGUGACUCAGGAAAACGGUGGCUUAAUAAUUCUAAAACAAGACCAAUCACUUUUGGUAGAGGACAGGUGGAUGUUUACCAAAUCAAGGGAGUGCACCUUGGGAAGUUGAAUCAAGUCAUUGUGGGGUUCAAAGGUUUGAACAAAGAUGAUUGGUUUCUAGAGAAGAUAGUAAUAGAAGAAAGAAACUAUCCUUUUACUACAUAUACUUUUGUUCAUAAUAACUGGUUGCAUCAACAGUCAAAAAAGGAUUUUACAGAAGCUUUAAUCCCACUACAAGAAAUGACAGAAAAAUCUGGCCCCAUGAAAGGUUUUGAAGCAAAAAGCCAAGGACAAUGGAGACUGUGGCUAGACUAUGUCCAUGUUUCAGAAAAAAUACCUGAAAUAAAAAUACUUGCCUAUGGUACCAAUGGAGUAUCACUUGCACAGAGAGUUCAACAUUUUAAAAACGAACCCUUUCUGUUGAAUAUUGGUGAUAUUGGUCAAAUAAUAAAGCUUUCCUUUCUGUCGUCCUGCUCAAAUUUGGAUAAAGGGAUCAAACUACAUAAGGUGCGGAUGAAAGACUUGGAUACUAAAGAAGAAUUAGGAUUUUAUCCUUUAAACCGAUGGCUCUUUGAAGAAGAUGGGUCAGAAACUGUGACGGAAUUAGCAGUAGUCAGACCAAAUGAAGCUCCUCUCAAAGAAAUUACUUACUCAAUCAGUGUUUAUACAGGAACAUUACCUGCAUCUGAAACAGAUGCAAAUAUCUUUAUUACGCUAUUUGGAAUGAAUGGAGACUCUUACAAAAGACAACUGAAGCAUUCAAAGUCAUGUCCACAGUUUGAAAAGGGUCAGAUAAGUACCUUUGCUAUCCAAGCAGUUGAUCUUGGAAUGUUAAGUUCAGUGUUGGUGGAACACAAUAACUCUGGUUAUGGAGCUGGAUGGUACCUUGACCAAAUUUUGAUACAAGAAUUGGGGAAGAGCGAUAGUCAGUAUGUAUUCUCAUGCCAGCAAUGGUUGGACAGUAGUGUUGGUGACGGAAAGAUGAAACAAGAACUGCAGCUUCUUGGGAAAACCAAUAAAGAAAGUCUGACAAAAGAUGUUCAUGGGACUUGGGAUGUCACUGUUAUAACUAGGGAAAUGUCAGACAAUUACGGCAACUCUAAAUUAAUUCUGACAGUAUGUGAUGACAAAGGUACAUCAGCUGCAGUCUUCAUUCCCAAAGGAUCGUUUAAAAGGGCUAAAACUUACCAGACAUCUUUGGCGCUAGAUAAGAAGUUUAAUAAGAUUUGCAAAAUUCGCUUGGAAAUAGAAGACUCAGACAGAGAAACAUGGCAUUGUCAUGAGGUGAAGCUUCAAAAUAAAAAGAAUAAGGAAACUUUAGAAAUACCUUGUUGGCGAGAUUUUCCAGAUAAUAAAGGAUGCACAGUGGCCGAAUUUCCCAUUCUGAUAACUGGCACCCGGUUUUUAACAGUUAAACAAUAUAUUCUAUAUAUCUCAACGGAUUCAGCCCCAAAGUCAGGUACAAACUCUGAUGUGUAUGUCACUUUAAAAGGGACUAUGGGAGACACAGGCCGGAGAAAAUUAUUCCGGAAUGGGCUGGAAUGCUUUUCUGAAGGAAAGAUGGAUGUUUUUCCCAUAGAAGCAGUAGAUAUUGGAACACUGUAUCAGCUUAUUGUGGAAAAAGGAAAAGGCUCUGCUUGGCACCUCCAGAAGGUUAUGGUGAAAGAACCACAAUGUGAAGGAAAAGAGACACUCUUUAUGACACAGACUUGGCUGAAAGACACACUUGACAAGAAAAAAUAUGCCUCAUUAACUCUGAAUGCUACAGAAGUACUGGAUAGGAGAACUGCCUCAUUGUUAUCAAGCCAAAGCAUGAAAUCAGAAGGUCUAUGGAAGAUAUCUUGCACUACAUGCCGUGAAGAUUCAUCAAAAGCAUUUGAGGAGUCUUGGGAAAAUAUUACUAAAUUGAUUUGGGUGUUCUAUGGAAAUAGUGGCAAAUCUGAACCAAUUUCCUUGAUGAGCAAAACAGGAAUUCAAGCUGAUGACAAAUUAACAUUUGAUGUAUAUUUCCCAUCUGAUCUAGGAACACUUUAUAAAGUGAAGAUUGGAGUUCAACACUUUGGAGAAAGAAUCUGGCAAUUGUUUCAUCAUUGCAAAAUCCAGAACACUAUAACCCUGGAUACUUUUAGUCUCUCAUUAAAUGAAACAUUUCCUCUUCUUAAUGGAGACCAGUGGCUUGAGUUCCCUAUUGAAUGGCCAUUGAGGAAAGUUCUUUCUGUGAUUACAUAUGAUAUAAAAAUAUUCUGCAGUGAUACUGUAAGCAAAAUAAGCGUGGUGCCUAUCUUUCUGUAUAUAUAUGGAACCAAUGGAGAUACUGAAGAACGAAGACUUUUAUUGUCACCAUCAUCUACAAUCAAGAAAGAAGAAGUUGGUGAGCUGUUUACAGGUCACAUAGAUGCUGUGGAUUUGGGAAAAUUGCACAAAAUUGUCCUUCUCAUUGGAAGCACAUUGUCCUGCAAAUUGGCAAUUAAAGCCUUGCACUUAAAGGAAAAUUUAAAACAAGAGCCUGUGUACAUAUUUGAAGUGAACGAAACAUUCCAUCUGGACAUUGAUAAACCUGAAAUAAGGAAAGAAAUCCCUCUCUCUUUGGUUACUAAGGAAGAUAAUGGAUCAGAAUAUAUUAUUAAAGUGUAUACUGGUGAUAAAAGAGGGUCAGGAACUGAUGCCAAUGUUCAUAUCAUUUUGUUUGGAGACAUGGAUACCUCUCCUUUAAUUCAGCUCAAAAACUCUCUCGAUCAUCGAGAUCCCUUUGAAAGAGGAAAGUCUGAUACAUUCAAAAUUAAGACAAAGAAUAUUGGAAGGCUGCAGAAGAUUGAAAUCGGACAUGAUGGGAAAGGGUUUGGUAAUGGCUGGUUUCUUGAAAAGGUAGAAAUUACAGAUAUGUCUACAAAUGAACUCGACAGUUUUAGCUGUAACAGAUGGCUGGCUGCAGAUGAAAAUGAUGGGCACACAGUAGUACAGCUUUACAUAUAG
Notechis scutatus (mainland tiger snake) is the source of this 8124-nucleotide messenger RNA. NCBI's taxonomy places the organism in Eukaryota, Metazoa, Chordata, Lepidosauria, Squamata, Elapidae. The record is from RefSeq and is a predicted model, not a curated record.